This is a messenger RNA of Otolemur garnettii (small-eared galago), 449 nucleotides long. Its product is annotated as cytochrome b-c1 complex subunit 9. NCBI's taxonomy places the organism in Eukaryota, Metazoa, Chordata, Mammalia, Primates, Galagidae. The record is from RefSeq and is a predicted model, not a curated record. The coding region runs from base 28 to 222 and encodes 64 amino acids. The transcript is spliced from 2 exons. Gene Ontology annotation, biological process: mitochondrial electron transport, ubiquinol to cytochrome c.
GUCGCACGAGUUCCUCAGUGGAGAAAGAUGGCAGGCCCGACGUUUACUGCGAGGUUGUAUUCCCUGCUGUUCCGCAGGACUUCCACCUUCGCUCUCACCAUCGCCGUAGGCGCCCUCUUCUUCGAGCGUGCCUUCGAUCAAGGGGCGGACGCGAUCUACGAGCACAUCAAUGAGGGGAAGCUGUGGAAACACAUCAAGCACAAGUAUGAGAACAAGGAGUAGUUCCUUCCUCAGAGGCCCCCAUCCAGGCCAGAAGGACCAGGUUCACCCACCAGAUGUUUGCCCAGCGCUGGGGUCUCAGCUUGAAGAUGAUAUUCAAGUUACUUUUCACGGACCCAUCUUUAGCCCUUGGCAAGACAUGGCUUCACCUAACAAACAGACUCUUUAACUUCUGUGUUUGAAGUAUGUUUAUUAAGAGUCAUCAUCAAAUAAAUGUAAAUUGUCCUUGA